Molecule: messenger RNA, 4729 nt
Organism: Leptopilina boulardi
Lineage: Eukaryota; Metazoa; Arthropoda; Insecta; Hymenoptera; Figitidae
Gene: chinmo
Product: zinc finger protein chinmo
Exons: 7
Coding region: 618-1967 (449 amino acids)
Biological process (GO): regulation of transcription by RNA polymerase II
Cellular component (GO): nucleus
Molecular function (GO): protein binding
Source: RefSeq, a predicted model, not a curated record
AAGAAUAUAGGAAAACGCCUAACCUUUAGGACGUCAGUUCGACUUGAUUCAGGCUUUGAAACCGGGUUAGUUCUCAUUCAGCUAGUUUCUAUUUUGCAGUUUUCUAGUUUCUUACGCGUAUUCGUCACGUUUACUUGAUAACUUAUAAUAUUUAUUCCAACAGAGCACAUCGUACUUUGAAUGAUACUCGUACUUAUAUAUCCAAAUGCAUUGUUUACAAUAUUUACUGUUUUUAUUAUGAAAUCAAAUGACGCCUUCAAGUUUAUUAUUAAGACAUUCCUUCUUCUGGAUUUUGACGAAGGAUAAAUAUAUUAGAAAUUAUAAACCAGUGAAAGAAAGUUAUUUAAUAUCUAGGAAAUAAAGUAAAUGGACAAUACUAGUUUCAUGUGUUCCAGUGCGUGGUGCAUCGAUCCGUUAUUUCCUUUUCGCGCCUUUCGCAUCUCUCUCUUUUUACCCUUAUAAAUCUCACGUAAAAUAUAUCCGGGAACAUCACGUGGCCUCAUUAUUUUUCUCAAUUUGAAGGAGCAGUGGGCAACGGAAACAAUCGAGAAGAAAAGUUUUUUUUAAAAGCACACACUGACAACGUUGGCGAAGAACUUGGAUCUAGGGAUAACAUCAUGGACUCACAACAACAAUUUUGCCUCAAAUGGAACAGUUUCGGCAAUAAUUUAGCUACAGCAUUUUCAAAUCUUUUCAAAAGUGAAAGUCUUACAGAUGUGACCCUUUUUUGUGAAGGAAUUACAUUUAAGGCACACAAGUUAAUCUUAGCUGCAUGUAGCAAACACUUUCAAGAACUGUUCGAAAGUAUGCCACCUUCUCCAGCAGGAUUGAUUGUUAUACUAGAUGGCACGAGUGCUCAAAAUAUGUCAUCUCUUCUGGAAUUUAUGUAUCGAGGAGAAGUCCACGUUUCCCAAGAGUCUCUAAGUUCGUUUUUGAAAGCUGCUGAAUGUUUACAAGUAAAAGGCCUCUCCAUUGAGCAUGAGAAACUAGCUGUAGCCCAAAGGCAUGUCGCAGACAAUAAUAAUUCGUCAGUGACACACAGUGAUGGUAAAAUGACACAAGGUGGUGAAAUGCCUGAAUCAGGACUUUCCCGGAGGAUUAAAAGAACACUUACACCUACACCAUCACCCACUUUAAAUAGUUAUUCUCUGUCUAACUCUUACUCUUCAGCCAAUUAUUACGAGAGUUCUCAGAAAAGGUUAACAAGGUCUCCUAAUGAAAUUGAUAGUUUGAGUAGAGCAAGUGUUUUGAGAGAUGGAGCUGCGUUCCGUCCGGCAUCUGCACCGCACACUCUUUUGCUAGAGAAUCAGCAAUAUCAUUCAUUUUCACAUUCUUCAGAAACUCUUGUACACCCACACACUGCGCCUCAUACUCCAACAGAAUCAGAAAGAGAAUUAGAAAGAAAUCGAUCUGAGAAGCAAGGAAAUGAGGAACACAGAGAAAAUGUUGCAGAAGACCUUCGAGUUAAGCAAGAGCCAGUAUCAAUUAUUGACAGAGAGAAAGAUGAUAAAAUAAUCGACAGACUAACUAAUGAUGUGUAUUCAGGAAGAGGAUUUGACAUUGGAAGUUACAGUACUACUACGGAUCACUUACAACAUGGAGUUCAACUUGGUCCUAGUAUGGCUAGUUUACCUCCUGUUCAUCCACCAACUCCUGACCUCAGUCCUGUACCACCAACACCUGCAAUGUGGAAUUCAAAAAUAAAUAAAGUUGGCACAGUUUCUACACCCGAUGGCAAGAAACUAAAAUGCCCCUUCUGUGAGAGACUUUACGGCUAUGAAACGAAUUUACGAGCUCACAUAAGGCAACGUCAUCAGGGUAUUAGGGUUCCAUGUCCUUUUUGCACUAGGACUUUUACCAGGAACAAUACAGUACGACGACACAUCGCACGAGAGCAUAAAACAGAGUUGAGUUUAAAGUCGUUCCAACAGGCAAAUCAUUCAGUAUCUGAUACAGUAUCUCAAUAGUACUCAUUCAAGAAAAGAAUACUGAAAACAUAAUUAUUCAAAUGAAAAUUGAAAACCAUGAUGAAAAACGAUUACUAUAGGGACCUGCGAGUGUCGAAUUAGUCACCUUCUCUAUAUUCUUUUAUGGCAUCCAAAACUGUUCUCACUUUCGUUAAUAUCACAACUUUUUAUGAGAAGUUCAAACCAAAAUAGACAUUUAAAAUGUCACUCUGAGCUCAUAAAUAAAACUAUUUUACGGCAAAAAUGCUACGUAACAAUGAGAAAGCAUCAAACACAAAACUAGUCAAUGAAAGUGCAACAGUCAAGUAUAAUUAUAACUGGGUGUACUACACAAAUAAAAAAUAAAACUUGAAUACACAGAGCAUAAAUGAGAAAAUAUGCAUAUAUUGUAGUCAUAAACAAUGAAUGAAAGAGAAAAAGUAUGCGUGAUGCCAGAUUUACAAGUUAACAGACAAAACUGCAAAUUAUCUCAGGUUAUAUUAUAGAUAUUAUAAAGCAAAUUUUGUAAUACUGGAACUGCAACUGAUGAAAGGCCGUGUUACCAUUGAUAUAAGUAAAUUUUUAUAAAAAUCAAAUUUCUAUAAACGGAUAACUGUUGUUUACCACUUAUAACAAAUCAUACCUAAUAGCACCAAUUAUUUUCUAAAAAAAGUCGGAAAAUCAUUUCAAAAAGAAAUCAAAAAAGAAUCUAAAUUUAAAAAUGAUAACCGAUUUUUUUUAACACUUGAGGUUUUAGAAAUAUUCUAUAAUUUCUAUAAAUACAAUUUUUCAAAAAGUAUUUAGAUACUCGUAAUCGUGAAUCAUUACAGAUUAUAACUUUUUAUGUUUCAAAUGUCAGUUUGAUUAAAUUGACGAGUUUUUAAACAAUAAAAUUUUGGUCAUGAGCACUAAAAAUAGGGUCUAUUGUAAUGGGUUAUCCGAUUUUAAAGUUUCAGUUUUAUGUCUCAAAUCAAUUAAAAUUUGUAAUAUAAACAAUUUGAAAUCUAAAAAUCUAAAUUUAAUAUCUAAAAUUUAUUAUAAAAUACUGUCAUUUAUGGAAACUACAAAGUAUCUUGGAAACCUUAAAUGUUACAUAAAAAUAUUUUUUGAAUUUACAUUCCAAAGUUGACAAAUUAAUCUAAUUCCAUAAAAAAUAAUGUUAUUUUAGAUAUUUUAAAAGAGGUAGCCAUCAAUUAGACAGUGAAAUAAUUUCAAGAAACUUUUUACAAUGAUUUUCCGACUAUUUCUCUCGUUUCAUAGAAUAAGCAUGAGAAAAUAAUCGGUGCUUUUAUGGAUAAAUACGAGCUAUUUAUAUAAUGGCGUUAAUCGCUAAAUUAAACAAUAUCAUCGAUAAAUACUCUAAAUAUUACUGUUCAAGUCAGAACCAAGAAUCAAGCUAGUACUUGAAAAAAAAAUAUAAUUUUUAGUUGUAACACGCACAGUGCCAAAAAAAUAACACGUCUUUAUAUCAAAGUGAUUUUAUACCAGUAGUGAUUUUUUUAAAACUGUUUCUAUUUCUAUGCGAUACUAAAUAUUAAGGAUGACCACACACCGACAAUUAUUAUAUUUAUACCAGGCUGUAAAAUGUUUAAAGAACGUGUAUACGUGUUAUGUUCAAAUAACUUCCAACCCCAUAUGCAUAUUAAUAUAUAUUUAUAUAUAUUGACUAUUUACCAAAGUAGUUAAAACAUAUUUUGAAAACUAAUCAGUCAUCAUUAAAUUGAAAUAUUUUCUGAAAAUAAAUUAGUACUGCAGAAAGGGGCCUUUUAAAUCCAUAAUUUAUGCAGUUACAGUUCUAAAAAACGCUGAACCACAACUGUACCAUAAUAGUUACUUUAUAAUAAGUAAAUAUUUCCGAUAUCCGAAAUGUUUAACAAAUAUAAAAUUGUAUUUAUAUGAACUUGUUAUAACAUUUAGUAUUCUACACGUUCUUUAAAAUGUUGUUGCCUAGAUGAGAUAUUACCAGGGUUGCGUUAAUAGUUUUGUCAUUUGAAUUUUUUACGCAUAUUAUGUUUUUCUAUUACGUAUCUAUCUCAAUGUAUUACUUGAUGUAAUUUAACUUAAAUUACAUAUAAUUUAUUACAAGUUUUGUAAGGUUUUACAAUAUUUUUUAAACUUUUUUUUAUAUGUGCAACAAUCUUAACGUAAUAUUCGUAAAAAAUCAUCAAGUUACAUGUGUAAUUGUGCAACCCUGGACAUUAUUAUGAGUCAAUCAAUAUCAUUUUGUUAUCUAUUUACAUUAUUUAGUACAAUGGACUUUUGUCCAUAGCAAUAGGUUCGCGAACAUUAUAAAGACGUCACAAAUCAGUAGUAGUUUAUGGUUAACAGAAUCGAUAUAAAACUGAUGGCCAUAAUUCUAUGACAAACAGUGAUCAAUCACUAUAAUGAAAUGCUGCUAGUCAAGACACCUCCGAUAUUUUAUUGUUGCAGUAUUUACAAGUUUUACAAAUUUUUCUCAUUUUUUUUGUUACAGACGUUUAAAGAAUUAUUACACAACGAUAUACCUAUAGUUAGUUUGUUAAAGGCAAUAGAGCCGAUACAGGAUUAUUUAGUAUUUAAAAAAAUGUUUUUGUUUUAUUAACUUAAAGUGUUUAAUUGAAAACCAGUAAACAUAUUUAUUUUUAAAUUUUCUACGGAGUCCUGGACAUGACUCUAAAAUGUAUGUUCAUUUGUUAGAUCUUUUCUUUGAUUUUCUUUAAAGUUUUUUUCGUGUAUUAUUUUUCUCUUCAACAAAUUUUUUUCAUUAUUAUUAUUGAUUCAGUAUCUAAUUUUAUAUCCUAAUU